Molecule: messenger RNA, 3365 nt
Organism: Clupea harengus (Atlantic herring)
Lineage: Eukaryota; Metazoa; Chordata; Actinopteri; Clupeiformes; Clupeidae
Product: olfactomedin-like protein 2A
Biological process (GO): signal transduction
Source: RefSeq, a predicted model, not a curated record
GGGACGGGAUGAGAGCGCGUCUGAGGCGCAGCCUACACUGAAUUCGAACAGAAGUGUGUGAUGUGUGUUAAGUGUGUUUCACUGUGUGGACGCGGCUGGAUCUCUAAACACAUGCUGCAAGACCCACACUAUUCCUCUGAUCUGGGCUGGGGUUACUGGAGAUGGAGCCGUAAUUUGUGUCUUGACAAGGAGUGAAUAAGACUAUAAAAACUGGGAAGCCUGAUUUUCAGAAGUUUUUCGGUGUGAGUCGUUUGACAGUCAACGAGAUUUCUGGCAAAAUGUGGGGACUGACGGGCAUCAUUGUGUGUUUGCUUCUGGUUUCACAAGAUGUGGAGGCGCAAAGCAAGAUCUUUGGGGAGACGGAGCCUGUGCGGAUGACGUCUGAGGGUUCGGACUGCCGCUGCAAGUGCAUCAUGCGGCCUCUGACACGGGACGCGUGCGCCCGCCUGCGGAGUGGCAGCGUGCGGGUGGAGGACUUCUACACGGUGGAGACGGUCAGCUCGGGCUCCGACUGCAAGUGCUCCUGCACCGCCCCGCCCUCCUCCCUCAACCCCUGCGAGAACGAGUGGAAGAUGGAGAAGCUGAAGAAGCAGGCGCCGGAACUGCUGAAGCUGCACUCUAUGGUGGAUCUCCUGGAGGGAACACUGUACAGCAUGGACCUGCUGAAAGUCCACGCGUACAUCCGCAAGGUCGUCUCCCAGAUGAACAACCUGGAGGAGAACAUAAAGACCAAUCUGACGCGGGAGAAUGACUUUGUGAGAGACAGCCUCAGCUCCCUGACCAAUCAGCUGAAGCGCUACGACAACUACUCCGACAUCAUGAUCAGCAUCAAGAAGGAGAUCUCCAGGCUGGGUCUCCAGCUGCUGCAGAAGGACUCUGGAGCCGCACCCAACAGCAAAGUCCAGGACACGGCGGGCGAGAAGACAAAAGAAGCAAGCAAGUACCCGGCCAAGAAGCAAGAGAAGGCAAAAGCACCGCCCAAGGCAGCCAAGGAGAAACUGGUCAAGCCCAAGAAGGAGGUCACCAAGCCGGACCCCACAGGGAAGGUCAAGGCCACCGGUCACCAGACAGGUGUCAUCAGAGGGAUCACCUACUACAAGGCCACCAAGGCAGACGGCAGAGACGGCAGUGCCAACAGCAGAGAGAAUACAGCCAAGACUCACAACUCGGGCUCUGACAGAGAGGCUCGUGUUGAGGAGAGGCCCAAGGAACCAGACACGUUCCGCGAGGUCGAGGGAACCGACGGUCCUGUCACUACGACGACAGAAACCACUGUGACUAUCGCCCCGACAACCACCACCAAAACUCCCACCACUACUAGCAGUACGACCACCAGCUCCACCACCAGCAAGACCACCAGUAGAGGAGUAGACAGACAAGUGCAGCCUGCCCCCACCAUUCUCCUGAUGUUAGACAACAGUGACAAUAGCAGUCGACUGCUGACAGAUAAAAUUGGUAAGGACGUGGAGUGCGAGGGAACCAUCGCUUCGGUGGAGAUGCCAGUGAAGCACCACAGCUACGGACGGAACGAGGGGGCCUGGAUGAAAGACCCUCUGGCCAAGGACUCCAAGAUCUACGUCACAAACUAUUACUAUGGCAACAACCUGGUUGAAUUCCGCAAUCUGGAGAAUUUUAAACAAGGACGCUGGACCAACCUCUACAAACUUCCCUACAACUGGAUUGGAACCGGCCAUGUGGUGUACAACGGCUCCUUCUACUAUAACCGGGCCUUCACAAAGAACAUCAUCAAGUACGACAUGAGGAUGCGAUACGUGGCCGCCUGGACCAUGCUGCAUGACGUAGUCUAUGAGGACACCACGCCUUGGAAGUGGAGGGGUCACUCAGACAUUGACUUUGCUGUUGACGAAACUGGCCUCUGGGUCAUCUACCCGGCAGUGGACUACGACUACGGCCAGCAGGAGGUCAUAGUGGUCAGCAAGCUGGAUCCCAUGGACCUGUCUAUCAAGAAGGAGACCACCUGGAAGACAGGACUGAGGCGGAAGUCCUACGGAAACUGUUUUAUCGCGUGCGGCGUGCUCUAUGCUGUCGACGUGUACAACCAGCGGGAGGGUGAGUUGUCGUACGCUUACGACACACACACGGGCACGCAGAGAGCCCCACGUCUGCCCUUCAUCAAUGAGUAUGCCUUCACCACACAGAUUGACUAUAACCCCAAAGAGAAGGUGCUGUACGCGUGGGACAACGGGCACCAGGUCACCUACAACAUCAAUUUCGUGGAGCAUACAAAGUCUUAAAAAAAAAAGCCUGACCAAAUAUCUUGCUCCUGGCAACCUUUCCCCUCAAAAUUCCAUCCAACCGAACAAGCACUUUUUUUUCUUUCGUGUUACUCCGAUUAGGGUUUUUUUUUGGUUUUGUAACAGGUUGUUCUUUUGGUUUUUUGUUGUUGCUCUUGCUGCUGUUAAUAAGGUAUCGCCAUGUUCAGUCCAUGUUCAAAGACAGCACCAGACUCGUCAGCUACACUUGUUUUCUUGGCUGUAGACAGCUGAUGGCUCGUAUGUGUUAUUAUUGGUGGUGAUGGGUGAUGAGUCAUGCUUCAGCGAAUCAUGAUAAAGCUCAGACAGAACUCCGACUAAGACUAGUUGUUCGUUAGCUUAUGACAAAGAGACUAACAUGAGCGCUCUCUGAAAUCCGCUAACUGAGGUACAGUCAGGACUGAGAUCAGUUUCUGUCAUUUUUUUUGGUCAAUUGUUUUAUAAAUCCAGGGACAUUCAAGUUCAUUUACACACGUAGUUGUACACACUGUGUAUGGUAAAUUAUGCUUUUCAGUCAGAGAUAUCACUCUGGAGUUUGUUGGACUGCAAUUAUUGAUUAGACCAUAUAUGCCUUUAAUAUGAGUCUGAAUUUGAAUGUUUUCCUUUUUACAACUAACUUUUCUAAGGUUAUAUGUGAUAAGCCUUUUUUUUUAAUUAGAGUACUACUCUGUUAAACUAUGUAAGACUUUGUCAAUCUGUAAAUAUUUUAAUCAUGUACUUCUAAAAAAAAUUGCAAGGUGCUUAGUAGGUUUAACCCAUUGUUCAAUGUAACCUCUUUGACAGAGUUUUCCGCAGGAAGAAGAUAAAUGUAAUUUAAAAGCUGAAAUGAUGCUGAAGUGAGCUCCCCUGGGAGACUAACUGUUGGACUUUAGGCCUUCCCACUGUAAAUAACACGGAAGGCGCACAUGCGAUUGUUUUGUGUUUAAAAGCCUUUGAGAAGUAGACAUCUAGGUCAGUUUUACCCCAUUCUAUGCCAAGUUUGAUAUCAUCAGCAUGUGACUCGUUUAAGGCAUUUUGGUUUCAAUGUGCUCACUUGUUUCAAUCCUCCAGACACGUUUCUACAAUGAACUAAAUAAAUAUUAAAUAAACAUG